Messenger RNA from Fulmarus glacialis (Northern fulmar), 647 nucleotides. Its product is annotated as inducible T-cell costimulator-like. The record is from RefSeq and is a predicted model, not a curated record. The transcript is spliced from 5 exons. Bases 2 to 643 code for a protein of 213 amino acids. Gene Ontology annotation, biological process: T cell tolerance induction; T cell costimulation; cell-cell adhesion. Lineage: Eukaryota; Metazoa; Chordata; Aves; Procellariiformes; Procellariidae.
CAUGAAGUCGGUGGCUGUAACUUUCUGUGUCCUCUGCUUUCAGUUUGAAGCCCUGUACGGAGCUGAUAGCUGCUCGUCAAGACCGUGCAAAAAUAUAGAUCAGCCUCAUGUCUCUGACCCCCAGGUGAUGGUGGAAUUUGAAAAUGGAAACUUCAGGUUCACAUUCCCCAAUCCCAAAAAUGUGAGUGAGUUCAGCAUGACCCUCUUCAAAGGGCUUGAAAAGAAGGAGAUCUGUGCACUCCAUUUGAGUGAGGAGAAAGUUAUCCCCAAGAGUAAUGUCACCUACUGUCAGACAGAGCAUUCAAAUAGCAGUACCACUUUCAUUCUUAAAAAUCUGGAAAGAAAGCAUAUUGACAUUUAUACCUACUGCCUGGAGAUGCUCUUACCCCCUCCUUAUAUAGAUUGCCGGCUGAAAGAAACCUAUCUGUACAUCCAAGAUAAGGAAGACAACUGCAUUUCACUGGGACUCAUGUCAUGGAUAAUUAUUGGCCUGAUUAUGUUUGCCAUGAUUUCCUGUAUCUGCUGUGUUGUAGCCUGUUGCUUACGGAACAAGAAUCAGCAGUGUGAACCCAACUCCCAUGAGUACAACAGUGAAUACAUGCCCAUGGCAGCAGUGAAUGCAGCUAAAAAACCAAGAAUCUGAGGUU